Messenger RNA from Knipowitschia caucasica, 327 nucleotides. The record is from the annotation of a GenBank genome assembly. NCBI's taxonomy places the organism in Eukaryota, Metazoa, Chordata, Actinopteri, Gobiiformes, Gobiidae.
AUGUACACGCCUUCUAUUCACUUCUAUUCACUUCACUUAAACCACCGCUCUCUUCCUGUCAUCUCUAAAUCCUGGUUGUCUGCUGAUGCUGCGGCGAUCCUCACUACGGAACGGAGCAGAGUCGCCCCCAUCAUGAAGCUUCUCCUGACCACUCAAGCUGUUUCCUCACUCCCCUCUCCUCACGCCGCUCCGAGCAGUGCCCACAGUUCUGUACCAGGGGACCCCUCUCACCUCCAGACACUGUCCCAUCUGCUGCACAGCGACCCGGCCUCGUCCCGCCUGGCUGAGGGCCCGAAUCCCGAAACACAACAAUUAUGCCCAAUGUAG